AUGGGUGACUGGUCGAAUGGUCUCUGCGGCUGCUUCAGCAACUGCACGCUAUGCCUCGUGACAUGUCUAGUGCCGUGCAUGGUCAUCGGAAAGACUGCCGAGGCUGUGGAUAAGAGCUGUGUGAUGUGCUGUCUGGCUAGCAUGGUGCCCAUCCUCAACAUCUUGUGUUUCUUGCAAAUUCGCGGCGACGUGCGUGAGAAACAGAACAUUGACGGCAGCUGCUGCGGCGACUUGCUCUAUUUCCUCUUCUGCCCGUUCUGUUCGGUGGUACAGACGGCCAACGAAGUCGGCGUCUUCUCCUAA
This is a messenger RNA of Sycon ciliatum, 303 nucleotides long. RefSeq lists its product as uncharacterized. NCBI's taxonomy places the organism in Eukaryota, Metazoa, Porifera, Calcarea, Leucosolenida, Sycettidae. The record is from RefSeq and is a predicted model, not a curated record. Bases 1 to 303 code for a protein of 100 amino acids. The transcript has a single exon.